CCACAAUAGUCAUUAUGAAUCCAACAAGUUACUAAUACUACCGUACUGUAGGAGUGGGAUUAAAGAAGCUCUGUGUCCACGUUGCCAUGCUUCACCCAGGACAUACAUCCACCAUCCCAACAGCCGCUCAUCCAGCCCCCCACCCCAACACCUUCACCUCUCACACACACACACCACACACACACACACACACACACACACACACACACACUGAACACGCGCACAACCCCGAGACCCGUCCCCUCAUCACCCACAGAAAUGUCCCCUCUCUCUGUUCCAGGGGGCUCAUGGGAAACCUCCUGAAAGUGCUGGCUUGCGCCGAACUUGAGCAUGGCCCAAUAGUUUUCCUUGACUUUGAACAUGCCCAGCCCACGGAGGCGGAGACGGCGGUGUGGAACCAGGUCAGCGCCGUGCUGGAGGAGGCUCAUGGGAUCCUGGCCGAGCUGCAGUCCUACAACGGGGCGGGCCAGGAGAUACGAGAAGCCAUCCAGAACCCGGGCGACCUCGCUCUGCAGGAGAAGGCCUGGAACGCAGUCUGCCCCCUGGUGGCCAAACUGAAGCGCUUCUACGAGUUCUCCCUCAGACUGGAGAACGCCCUGCGCAGCCUGCUGGAGGCGCUCACAAGCCCUCCGUACGCCCCCAUGCAGCACCUGGAGAGAGAGCAGGCGCUGGCCAAACAGUUCGCUGAGAUCCUGCAUUUCACACUCAGCUUUGAUGAGCUAAAGAUGACAAAUCCAGCCAUUCAGAACGACUUCAGCUACUACAGGAGGACUAUAAGCAGGAACCGGCUGAACAACCAGCAGCUGGAGGCGGAGAACGAGGUCAACAAUGAGAUGGCCAAUCGGAUGUCUCUGUUCUACGCUGAGGCAACACCAAUGCUGAAGACUCUGAGUAACGCCACCACCAAGUUUGUGUCAGAGAAUAAGACCUUGCCCAUAGAGGACACCACAGACUGUCUGAGCACGAUGGCCUGUGUGUGCCGUGUCAUGCUGGAGACUCCGGAGUACCGCUGUCGGUUCACCAACACAGACACCAUGCUGUUCUGCAUGAGGGUGAUGGUGGGAGUCAUCAUCCUCUACGACCACGUUCACCCCGUCGGGGCUUUUGCCAAGACCUCCAAAAUCGAUAUGAAGGGCUGCAUCAAGGUGCUGAAAGAGCAACCGUCCAACAGUGUGGAGGGGCUUCUGAACGCGCUGAGGUGUGCAGGAACCAGAAAGAGAUACUAGACACAGAUUCCCCUGAGUUGCUCCCGAUGUGUGAUGGCC
Notothenia coriiceps (black rockcod) is the source of this 1265-nucleotide messenger RNA. RefSeq names its product protein FAM49A-like. The coding region runs from base 87 to 1226 and encodes 379 amino acids. The transcript has 9 exons. Gene Ontology annotation, biological process: regulation of actin filament polymerization. The record is from RefSeq and is a predicted model, not a curated record. Gene Ontology annotation, molecular function: small GTPase binding. NCBI's taxonomy places the organism in Eukaryota, Metazoa, Chordata, Actinopteri, Perciformes, Nototheniidae.